Molecule: messenger RNA, 786 nt
Organism: Polychytrium aggregatum
Lineage: Eukaryota; Fungi; Chytridiomycota; Chytridiomycetes; Polychytriales
Exons: 4
Coding region: 1-786 (261 amino acids)
Source: RefSeq, a predicted model, not a curated record
AUGGAUCAGCCAUCGUCCGCACCCGUCACUCCAGAGACCGAGAAGACUACGAUGGAUGAGCUCGAAAACACCAUCAAGAUUCAGCAAGAGCUCAUCAAAACCAUCCGAGACAACCUGCUGGAGUACUAUCAAUCCCUCAAAGACGUCAAGGAGCAUGUUUUGAAACAGGAUACCGAGUACCUGAAGGGAUGGGAGGCACGCAAUGCCAUGUUCCAGCCUCCCAAAUAUCGUCAGCAGGUGUGCUUACCCGGCAAGGAAGCCAUCUGCGUCAAUGAAUCCAAAAAUGACGACGUCAAUGCAGAGAGCUUUCGGAUACUCGGGAAACUGGGAGUUGAUGCUAGCCAUAUCAUCAACCACUGCAACCCGACCACCGAUAAGGAGCGCAUCGCUCUCGACAGACUCCGGGCUCGGUUUAGCCCGACAAGGAUGCAGGAGACGCGGAAUGCCGAGUUCACGUCGUAUACGGUGAACAAGGGCACGCUGAUCUCCAUGUGCAUUCGCGAUCGCCAGACCGGGGAAGUGAUACCCCCGAAUCUGCUAAUGUACGUCAUGCUCCACGAGCUGGCCCAUGUGGCAAGUGCUUCCGAGGGUCACAACGGGGAGUUUUUGGAAAACUUCCGGUUCCUCAAGCGCGAGGCGCAUCGUCUGGCAACAACAUGUUCCGUCGACAUUUCAAAGAUUCAAGUCAUAAGCGAUGCUCUUACUGAGAUGAUAACUGGAAUCCAGGGUUAUGAGGACAACUGGACCGCAAGAAAUACCAUGUUCACGUCUGGGGCACGAAACUGA